GCGCGCUGAUAUUGUGUACGACAUGUCCGGACGCGGCAAGCAGGGCGGCAAGGCGCGCGCCAAGGCCAAGACGCGCUCGUCGCGGGCCGGGCUGCAGUUCCCCGUGGGCCGCGUGCACCGCCUGCUGCGCAAGGGCAACUACUCCGAGCGCGUGGGCGCCGGCGCGCCGGUGUACCUGGCCGCGGUGCUGGAGUACCUGACGGCCGAGAUCCUGGAGCUGGCGGGCAACGCGGCGCGCGACAACAAGAAGACGCGCAUCAUCCCGCGCCACCUGCAGCUGGCCAUCCGCAACGACGAGGAGCUCAACAAGCUGCUGGGCAAGGUGACGAUCGCGCAGGGCGGCGUCCUGCCCAACAUCCAGGCCGUGCUGCUGCCCAAGAAGACCGAGAGCCACCACAAGGCCAAGGGCAAGUGAGAUGUGGACUCACCCUUGAGGAAAACCCCAAACAGCAAAGGCUCUUUUCAGAGCCACCCACAAUUUCG
Molecule: messenger RNA, 483 nt
Organism: Talpa occidentalis (Iberian mole)
Lineage: Eukaryota; Metazoa; Chordata; Mammalia; Eulipotyphla; Talpidae
Product: histone H2A type 1-D
Exons: 1
Coding region: 23-415 (130 amino acids)
Cellular component (GO): nucleosome
Molecular function (GO): structural constituent of chromatin; DNA binding; protein heterodimerization activity
Source: RefSeq, a predicted model, not a curated record